AUGGCGUCUGAGCUGAAACAAACUCUAACCAAGAGAUACGGUGCUCUUCAACUAUGGGAGAUCAUAGUGAUUGCUCUGUUCGCAGCUUUUAUAGUAAUCCUCGGCGUUUCAGUAUGGCUCAGCUUCCGUAAAAAGUCAAGAAGAUCUAACUUUACACAGCUUCCUGUAACGCAAAGCCCUCGACUUCCCGAAGAAAUCAAAGAAAUAAGUGUUGAUCACGUUUCAUCUCACAGCAAUGGUACUUCACAUCAAACACUAGAUGAGAAAUUCGGAGAGAAGGACAUUGAGAAUGGCAACAACUACUCUGGUUCUCUAGAGAAAAAAACAGCGGUUGGGUCACAUUUGUCUCCUACGACUACUCCUUCACCUCUCUCUGGUCUUCAAGAGGGUUCUCACAUUGGUUGGGGCCAUUGGUUCACUCUCCGUGACCUUCAAGUCGCGACUAAUCAUUUCGCCAAGGAGAAUAUCAUCGGUGAUGGUGGCUAUGGAGUUGUCUACCAUGGAACUCUUACUAACAAAACCCCUGUAGCUGUCAAGAAGUUACUCAACAAUCCAGGUCAAGUUGAUAAAGAUUUCAGAGUUGAAGUGGAGGCUAUAGGACAUGUGCGGCAUAAGAAUUUAGUUAGGCUUCUUGGAUAUUGCGUUGAAGGAACACAUAGGAUGCUCGUUUACGAGUACAUGAACAAUGGGAACUUAGAGCAAUGGCUUCACGGAGACAUGAAUCACCAAGGCCAUCUCACGUGGGAGGCUCGGAUCAAAGUUCUCGUUGGCACUGCAAAAGCGCUGGCUUACCUUCAUGAAGCUAUUGAGCCGAAAGUGGUGCAUAGAGACAUAAAGUCGAGCAAUAUACUGAUGGAUGGAAACUUUGACGCCAAGUUAUCUGAUUUUGGUCUAGCUAAAUUGCUUGGAGCUGAUAAAAGUUACGUCAGUACUCGAGUUAUGGGUACAUUCGGGUGA
This is a messenger RNA of Thlaspi arvense, 957 nucleotides long. The record is from the annotation of a GenBank genome assembly. Lineage: Eukaryota; Viridiplantae; Streptophyta; Magnoliopsida; Brassicales; Brassicaceae.